This is a messenger RNA of Ogataea philodendri, 681 nucleotides long. RefSeq lists its product as uncharacterized. The coding region runs from base 1 to 681 and encodes 226 amino acids. NCBI's taxonomy places the organism in Eukaryota, Fungi, Ascomycota, Pichiomycetes, Pichiales, Pichiaceae. The record is from RefSeq and is a predicted model, not a curated record. The transcript has a single exon.
AUGUUUUACGAAUUGAAAACUUGGAGCUCGGUGGCUUCCACCGACAGAUCGCACCCGUUGAUUUUCGAGACUGCCGACAAACCGUGCUAUAUCAUGGCCGACGUGGGCCACAGCCAGCAAGACGACAAGUUUCUGGAAGAACUGCUCAAAACGUGCGACCUUACUGGGUUGCGCCAGAAACAUUACCAGGAGAUUGUGAGAAACAGUGUCAAGGAGCAAAUGAUCCUGAAAAGCCCGUUUUUGCGGCUCGCACAGAAACUGUGCGGAAGCUCGUACGUGGACGUGCGGGUGGACAAAUAUAUGCGGAGCAAGGGCAUUCUAAGCCCCGGACAAUACCCUAUAGUCCAGAAACCAAUUUUGAAGAAGGUGAGCUACAACGACCUCGGGUUCAAGUAUAACCCGGACAUGGACGCUCUCGAGAUCGAGAACACAGACAGGUUGCGCGAGGUGGCCAGAGAUGCAGACAUUCUGUAUCUGGAGGCUCCUGAUCUGGAGAAGUUGUACAUCCGCAAGAUCAAGUGUCUUUUGGAGGCCCAGCCGCUGUUCGUGCGGGAGGCUUGCGACGCGCACAUUCGCACGCGGAUGCGGUAUUUUGACCGUCUACUGGACGAGCACCACCAGAGCUUUGACGAGUUCGAGCAACGGCUGCUGAACCAGCCCAUCCGCGAGUACAUCAAGUGA